This is a messenger RNA of Acanthoscelides obtectus, 1095 nucleotides long. The record is from the annotation of a GenBank genome assembly. Lineage: Eukaryota; Metazoa; Arthropoda; Insecta; Coleoptera; Chrysomelidae.
GUUAACGAAAACUUUAACAUAUUGAUAUUUCUGUUCUUGUAGCCCUUUUUCGAGAUUGUCUGGGCUGAAAAGGUUAUAAUAAUUCCCAUCGAUCGUAUUACCAUCUACAUUUUAUGUUUCGUGUUAUACCUAAUAUGACCGCAUCAUAAACCUUAGAGCGCUCUGCACUUUCACUCCAAAAUAACACACAAGAAUAAAUAUUGUUCGAAGAUUUACCUUCGACAUAGUCUGCCGUAAAACUUAUGUCUGUACAAACAUGCCUUCUAAUUCCGUAUAGCGCGAUUCCACCUGACGCAAGUUAUUAAGGCUUGCCAAGUGAAGCCAAACUCGCCAAUGCAAAUAAAAAUAGAAAAAUCUUACAACGACAACGUGCUGCAAAAUAUUUAUUUCACAGUUUACGUGGUGUUACCGACCUCGCGUUGAAUAAUGAACAACAUUUAAUAAAAAAGCUGAAAAAUCAACAGAUAACACGAUCGUGUACCAUCCUAUAACGAAUUUUAAUUGUUCAAGAUCCCGUUCAAUUAACAAUAACGUCUACUCGCAAGAUGUUUUCAGUCCAGAUAAAGUUAAGUUAUACGUUAGUGUCGGUUUUGGCAGUGAACCUGCUAGCUACCUCAGGGGACAUCACGAUGACCUGGACCUCGCCUAUUUACCCGAAGCUUCAUAGCAACGAUUCAACUAUUAAUCCUAUUGGUAGAGAGAUAACCAGAGACGAAGAUGGAUGGAUAGGCUCAUUAGUGAAUGUUGGGGCCAUGUUCGGCCCUUUGCCCUUCAGUUUCGUCUCGGAGAGGUUCGGAAGGAAGAUUGGACUGCUGAGCAUCGCCAUACCUCACAUCAUCGCCUUCAUGACCAUGGCAUUUGCUGAGAGCGUAUACCUCUUCUAUCUCGGAAGGUUACUCGGAGAUUUAUCAGACAGCCCUCGCUUGUCGCUCCAAAAGUGUCAAAGAACCUCGACAACGCGAAAACCAACCCAGAAAGUAUAGGAAUCAGCCUACAUAAAGUUAAACAACAAUUUUCUUUCCAAUUACUCUAUAGAUUGUGACCCAAUUUCAUUGUCUAUGCUUGAAGCAAAGAUAUACCUGUAUGUGUUUUUUA